Messenger RNA from Myiozetetes cayanensis, 3617 nucleotides. RefSeq names its product MGAT4 family member C (gene MGAT4C). Gene Ontology annotation, molecular function: acetylglucosaminyltransferase activity. Bases 1095 to 2528 code for a protein of 477 amino acids. NCBI's taxonomy places the organism in Eukaryota, Metazoa, Chordata, Aves, Passeriformes, Tyrannidae. The transcript has 8 exons. The record is from RefSeq and is a predicted model, not a curated record. Gene Ontology annotation, biological process: protein N-linked glycosylation.
UUUUCACAGCAAAAUAGGUUUGCAGACUGCAGAUGAGAGACUCGGGAGCAGAGACAAUUUUAACUUAGCCAUCCCUAAUUUAUCUCAAGCUUUUUCAAUUCAUCUUCACUGCUCUAUGCACACUGGAACACCAGAUUGUCAACCCCUGGGAACAGAAUGCAGCCAGGGAUCUAGAGAGCUGUCACAUCCUGAGAAAUAUUUAAAUUGUGCUGAUUUUCUUCUGGAGUGCUGAGCAGAGGGAAUGAAACUCUCCAUCAAGUCAUAGCUUUGCGGGCAAUAGAUCAGAGGAUACUGCCAGUUUUUCUAAUGGAUUAUUGUUAUCGGGCAGGUUCUUCCUGAAGCAGGGAAAAGACUGAAAACUAAAAAACUCCUGCUUUCUGUAGAAGACUGUUGGGGAGCGGAGACCCCCUCUGCAGCUCAAGAAGGAGCCCAUGCCGAAGCAGAGUGCAUGAAGAUGUGACUCCAUGGGAGGCCUAAGAUGAAACAAAGUCCUGCUGGAGACCUGUGACCCAUGGAGAGAGAGACCUACACUGGAGAAAGUCGGCCCCGAUAGGAUUUCUGACUCAUUGAGGGAUCCAUGCUGGUACAGCUGAAUUUGUGACCCUAAGAGAACAGCAGAGAAUGGAAGAACUGUUGCCCGAAGGUGGACUCAUGCUAGAGAGGUCCAUCAAGGAUUGUCUCUUGUGAGGAGGGACCCCACAAGAAACAGAGGUGGAACUCAAAAGCCAUUAUCCCCUGUAACUGUGGGAAGAUCAUGAUUCUUUUUAGUGAAACAGCUGCAGCUUGAAUUUCAUUGUGUGACCUUGACGCUUACUGUCAAGCCCUUCAAAGAGCUGUUAGAUUUGGCAAGAUUAAAAGGAAUUUCAAUUGUGGCUUUUUUAUUCAGACACCGAACCUGUUCCUUGACCAGAGAAGAGCACUACUGGACAUUUUGAAAGUUUCUGACUUGGAUCUUCAGAUAGUAAGGCAUUCUACUAGGAGAGUUUCCAUGUCUUUCUUAUGAGCUGUUGUGAGCUGCCUUUGCACUGAAAGUUUUCAGUUCCUGCAUUUGGUGGCACAAAUGAAAUGUGACACUACUGUAUGCUGUUCUUCACAUGAGACACAGCUUGAAAUAUUUUGAUAAAAUGAGAUGCUUGCGGAAAAGAUCAGCAGUGUCAUUCUUAGGAGUCCUUGUUGUUUGCUUGCUGUUCAUGAACUUGUACAUUGAAGACGGUUACGUUCUGGAAGGGGACAAGCAAUUAAUCAGAGAAACAGCCACGCACCAGCUCAACCCAGAGCGUUAUGUUCACAGUUUUAAAGAUUUGUCUAAUUUCUCAGGAUCUAUAAACAUUUCCUAUCGCUUCUUAGCUGGUACACCUUUGCCAAGGAAAAGGUAUCUUACAAUUGGAUUAUCCUCUGUAAAACGGAAAAAGGGAAACUACUUGCUUGAGACCAUCAAAUCCAUAUUUGAACAGUCAAGCUAUGAGGAACUCAAAGAAAUCGCAGUGGUAGUACAGCUGGCAGAUUUUGACUCAGCCUGGUGUGAAGGGAUGGUCCAGGAUAUUUCACAGAAAUUUGCACAUCAUAUAAUUGCAGGCAGAUUAAUAGUUAUUCACGUCCCUGAGGAUUAUUAUCCUGUACUGGAUGGCCUCAAAAGAAAUUACAAUGACCCAGAGGACCGUGUGAAGUUUCGAUCAAAACAAAAUGUAGAUUACGCUUUCCUUCUAAACUUUUGUGCUAAUCUUUCUGACUAUUAUGUGAUGCUAGAAGACGAUGUUCGCUGCUCAAAGAAUUUUUUGACUGCUGUUAAGAAAGUAAUUACCUCACGAGAAGGAUCCUACUGGGUGACUUUGGAAUUCUCUAAACUGGGAUACAUUGGAAAGCUUUACCAUUCUCAUGACCUCCCACGACUGGCUCACUUUCUGUUGAUGUUUUACCAAGAAAUGCCUUGCGAUUGGCUGCUCAUCCACUUUCGUGGGCUGUUAGCUCAAAAGGAAGUGAUACGUUUUAAGCCAUCUCUGUUCCAGCACAUGGGAUACUACUCAUCUUACAAAGGAGCUGAAAAUAAGUUAAAAGAUGAUGAUUUCGAAGAGGAGUCAUUUGAUAUCCCUGACAACCCACCUGCAAACUUGCACACCAACAUGAAUGUAUUUGAAAACUAUGAGGCAAGCAAGGCUUACAGCAGCAUUGAUGAGUAUUUCUGGGGUAAAGCUCCUUCUAGUGGAGACUUCUAUGGAAUUGUAUUUGAAAAGCCCAUUAAAAUCAGUAAAAUUAAAGUUGUCACUGGAACUGAAGAUCGGCAAAAUGACAUUUUACAUCAUGGAGCCCUCGAAGUAGGAGAAAAGAUUGUAGGCAAUAAAAAAGGGAGACAAUGUACAACUUACUUGAGACUAGGGGAGUUCAAAAAUGGGAAUUUCGAAAUAACAGAUGUAGAGCACAAAGUUCUGUUUGAUGUUAACUGCAUGAGAAUACUUGUUACCAAAAGUCAAAAAGAAUGGCUGAUCAUUAGGAGCAUUAGCGUCUGGACUUCUCAAACACCAAAUCAGUAAAGCAAAGACACCUGAUCAGGUACAGAGUGCACACAGUCAUCUGGGUCCCAACUAGUGCCGUUGCCCAGAAAAACUGACCCUUACAACUCUUCACUAAAGACAUAGAAAAUCUGGGGAAAUCACAAAACAAGUAAAGCAAUUUAUUUUUUACUAGUUUGGUCAGGCAAUAUACAAACAUUUAUUUGCUGGAAAUUUUGAAUUUUAUAAGAGAUCUUUAAACACUUUUUUUAUUAUUAUUUCUCUGUAAGAGAGACCUUGUGGACCAUACAGAAUAAAAAAACACCCUAUAAUUGCCAAAAGGUUUAAAUCUAUGACCAAUAUGUUGUGAACAGAAACUGGAUUGCACCUUAUGCACAUAAAAAUUUAAAAUCUUAUGAUAGUAUGCAUUUGUACUGUAGUUGGUGAUGUGUUUCUUUUACAGGCAGUUGUGACAAGGAAAUCUGUCUUGAAACUGGUAGUUUCCUUCUGAGCACUGUAAGAAAAUAGUGUGGCUAAUCAUUGCAACUUCUUUUCAGAAGGGAAUGUAUGUAAAAUUAUAAAUCUGACAUGACAAUUAUGUAAAAAAAUAGAUAAUUGCAUCUGUUAUUCUGUCUCAACAAAUAUCCUUUGUUCUUUUUUCUGGGUCCUUUCACUGAAAUUAACAGUACUUGAAUUCUAUAUUACUUAGGGGACCAAUUUACUUUCCUUACUCGAACAAAAUGCCUCACAGUAAGCAAGGUUUCUACUUGAGUACUGAUGUCACUAUCAAACCCAAGCACCUCAAAGGUAGCACUGUUCUCUUAACAGAUCCCAGCUUCAGCAUUUUUUGUUCCUUCAUGAUAUGUAGAACACUCCCUGAGACAUCUGCAUAUAACUGAAUACUACAGCAUACUUUUAACAUAACAGAAGACUGUUAUGCCUUCCAUAUCUACAUGUCCAGUUCAUGUAUGCUACAAAUGUAAACUGUACUAGGUUAAUCAGUUGGAGGUCAGUGUAAGCUCCAGUCUGCUCUGAGUGAUUUAUAGUCAAUAGAAGAGAGCACAAAAUGAAGAAUCCUUAUUCAGUGAGAAAUUAUUAUCCUCCUAAAUUAGUUUUUGGGGUUUUUUUUGU